UGCCAGCAUCUAUCCAUUGAAAUUUGGCUCUGUGUCUCACACACACAUAGGCACACGCACAUACACGGACAACGAUGCGGAGUAGGAGGGUCAAGCAGAGCUAUGUGAUGCUGCUGACUUUAUAAAGGAAUAUCCAUUGGCACUUUCAAUAGACAGCGAGGAGCCGCGCAGUGUCGCAGUCUGUUGGCGGAUGUUGAACUGAGGCGCGCACUUUAACCGAUAGCCGCGGUCUGUUUUAAUUUUCUGUGGUGUUUAUGAUAAGGAUAUAUAAUCGGAAAGACGUCGUUUGAUUUAGCGCUUAUUAUAUUCGCCUCCAGGAACAUUUCAGCACCGGACGGAUAACCUCGGCUUCGUCUUAUAAUGGGAUUGAUUUGUUACCGAAGUUCGCCAGUGGACUAUAGCGAAGUAGCGCCGGUUGAAAUGUGGAGGUGCUGACCGACCUUUCGUCCAUUUUGUCUUUACGCGAACAUUUUCAUUACUUACGAAGGUUUAACGUCGAUGCCGGUUAAAUAGUCGAUGAAAAACAAACUGCUCUGUAAAAAACAAAGAAUGGGACGUUGUGAAGUUUGAACACUGGUCUGCGUUGUGGGGAGCAUUUGUGUGGCUGAAACCAUGCUGAUCUUCAGUGCUGUGCUGAAGAUAUGUGACCUGUGCUGUUGAAGCCUCGUGCCGCUCCCUCAUGGCUCUAUGGGAGCUGGUGCUGUUAACUUUCAGCCUCCACUAUUGGCUGACAAGCUCUGGCAGUAUAACCGAAGAAGGUCCUGCUGGCCCACUAGACUGGCUUCUCUCUGACAAGGGUCCAUUUCACCACUCACAGGAGUACACCGAAUUUGUGGAGAGGAACCGUCAAGGAUUUUCUACAAGAUACAAGAUCUACAGGGAAUUUGGCCGGUGGAAAGUGAACAACUUGGCUGUCGAGCGACGGGAUUUCCUGAGCUCCCCUUUGCCUCUCACCCCAGAGUUUGUACGCAACAUUCGCCUCCUGGGACGAAGGCCCACCGCUCAGCUAAUUACUGACAACCUAAUCAGAAAAUAUGGGACCCAUUUUUUGCUGUCAGCUACACUGGGAGGAGAAGAGGCUUUGACUAUAUUUGUGGACAAGAGGAAGUUGAGUAAGAAAGUAGAGGCGAGCGACUACACCAGCAAUAGCACCGCUGUGACUCUGGAAGCCCUUCACCAGUUGGCAGCCUCCUACUUCAUAGACAGAGAGAGCACUCUGAGAAAACUACAUCACAUCCAGAUUGCCUCCACUGCCAUCAAGGUAACUGAAACCAGGACGGGCCCUCUUGGUUGCAGUAACUAUGACAACCUUGAUUCUGUCAGUUCUGUACUGGUUCAGAGUCCCGAGAAUAAAGUCCACCUGCAAGGCUUGCAGGUCAUUUUGCCAGAUUAUCUCAGAGACACUUUUGUCCAAGCAGCUCUUAGUUAUAUCGCCUGCAACGGAGAGGGAACUUUUGUCUGCAGAGACAAUGACUGCUGGUGCAAGUGUGAUCCUAAAUUUCCAGAAUGCAACUGUCCCUACACGGAUAUUCAAGCCAUGGAGGAAAGCCUUUCACGAAUCUCUGAAUCAUGGGCCCUUAUUUACAAAGAAUUUGAAGAUUCAGAUGAGUUCAAAACAUUUCUGAUGAGGCUCCCUCAGAAUUUUUUCCUCAAUUCCUCCAUGAUUCAGCAUUUAUGGUCGCUGGAUGGCGUGUUUCAGCGACGCUACGAGCAGCUGGAGGCGAGCAUGAAGACUCUCUACAGGAGAGCCCAGCGUGUGGUGUACAAGCUCUUUAGCCUGAGCAAGAGGUGCCACAGGCAACCCCACAUCAGCUUACCACGGGAAAGGCCACAGUCAUACUGGCUGAACCACUUUCAGUCUUUGCUCUACUGCUCUGAAAACAACCAUCUGGGCUCCUUCUCAGAAGAGUUGCACACCUGCAUUUGCUCUUAUGACCACAGUUCGUGCCAGGUAUCCACGCCGUGCUCCGUGGGAGAAGGUGCUUCCUGUGCCGUCUGUGCUACCGACAACCACACUCGGUGCGGAAGCUGCAACGCCGGAUACACAUUAAGUCAAGGUUCCUGCCGACCAAUGGUGGCAGAUUCCACAGAGAACUACCUGGGCUUCGAGACUGAUCUUCAGGACCUAGAGCUACGUUACCUUCUUCAAAGAGCUGAUCGACGCUUGGAGGUCCACGCGAUUUUCAUUAGCAACGACAUGCGGCUAAACAGCUGGUUCGACCCUACGUGGAGGAAGAGGAUGCUGCUUACGCUGAAGAGUAACAAAUACAAAUCCAACCUGGUCCACAUGCUCUUAGGCAUCUCCCUUCAAAUCUGCCUUACCAAAAACAGCACUCUUGAACCAGCCCUCACCCUCUUUAUAAAUCCCUUCGGGGGAAGCCACUCGGAGAGCUGGUUGAUUCCCGUAAACGAGAACAAUUUUCCAGACUGGAAGUCUGCUAAGCUGGACCUUCCGCUGGAGUGCUUUAACUGGACCUUGACUUUGGGCAACAAGUGGAAGACCUUCUUCGAAACCAUUCACAUUUACCUGAGGAGCCGCAUUAAAACUCCAGGCGCCGGGGCUAAUGAAAGCGUUUACCUGGAGCCUUUGGAAAUAACCGACCCUACUAAGAAUCUGGGGUACAUGAAGAUCAACAGCAUUCAAGUGUUCGGUUACAGCAUGCACUUUGACCCGGAGGCUAUCCGGGACUUGAUCCUGCAGCUGGACUACCCGUACACGCAGGGCUCGCAGGACUCGGCCCUGCUGCAGCUGUUAGAGAUCAGAGAUCGGGUGAACAGACUCUCUCCGCCGGGCCAGCAGCCUCUGGAUCUGUUCUCCUGCCUGCUACGCCACCGGCUCAAACUAACAGCCAACGAGGUGGUGCGCAUUCACACCUCACUACAGUCCUUCAGCACCCGUCUCCCCAAUUCUCUGGAUUACGAGACCACUAAACUUUGCAGCUAACGGCUUACGUGUGACAGCUGUCUGACGGCAGCAACAGAACAAGUGUAAAAAUGCAAAAUAGACUGUUAAUGAGUCAAAGCUGUAGACUUUCAACGGUAGAGACGUUUUCGAAAGUACUUACAGAUCAUCUUACUCAACAGAAAAGAGACAUUUUAUUGUAUAAAACGACAGUGAGAUCAAAGAAAAGGGUUUUAAGAAUACAUGUUUGUUUGUAAUUUUUAUAUGUUUUUCUUUUUAUUCGUUUUUGCUUCAGUGACGGUGAGCUUUUUUCUGAAAGAAUACAGUGAUGUCAGUCAGUUUUGUAGGUAAAUUGUUAUUAAAACAUCAUGGUUGUUAUCGAGUAAUGUUUGCGCUUUAUUUACGUAUCAGCCUAUUUUUAUUGCUAAAUGGCACUUUGGAUUAUCGGAAAAUGUAAGACAUUUUAUAUUUGCAUUUGAGUGCACUUAAUGAAAAAGUAUAUGAUGAGUAUUUGAUGAAGUAUAUUGAUGCAAGACUUUGAUAAAAUAGUGAAUUAGAUUUAGUAAGAUAACUGUGUUACAAAUCAUGUUCAAUUCAUGUUCGGCCCUUUAAUUUCAUUUUUAUCGAAGGGAGGGUGUUGAAUGUCCAGAAUUUUGACUGUAAUAUGAUUUGUGUCCUAAUUUAUAGACACAGUGUUUUGAAUAUAAGCAGUACGGUGUAUAUU
Molecule: messenger RNA, 3626 nt
Organism: Misgurnus anguillicaudatus (oriental weatherfish)
Lineage: Eukaryota; Metazoa; Chordata; Actinopteri; Cypriniformes; Cobitidae
Gene: brinp3a.2
Product: bone morphogenetic protein/retinoic acid inducible neural-specific 3a, tandem duplicate 2
Biological process (GO): negative regulation of mitotic cell cycle; nervous system development; positive regulation of neuron differentiation
Cellular component (GO): neuronal cell body; dendrite; cytoplasm
Source: RefSeq, a predicted model, not a curated record